Messenger RNA from Naegleria lovaniensis, 1545 nucleotides. RefSeq lists its product as uncharacterized. Gene Ontology annotation, cellular component: mitochondrion. The record is from RefSeq and is a predicted model, not a curated record. The transcript is spliced from 2 exons. Lineage: Eukaryota; Heterolobosea; Eutetramitea; Acrasida; Naegleriidae. Bases 1 to 1545 code for a protein of 514 amino acids. Gene Ontology annotation, molecular function: (S)-2-hydroxyglutarate dehydrogenase activity; (S)-2-hydroxy-acid oxidase activity.
AUGAAAAAACAUCUAUCUACUGUUUAUCGGAAAGACAGCAUGCUGAAAAGCUUUUGCUUUCAUCCAUCAUUGAUCAAUGCUUCGUAUUCGUUCGCACGAUUAUUUAGAAGUGAAUUAUCUCAAACAAGGACGGAACGCAGAGGAGCCAAUAAUAAUGAAAUUUCAUCAUCCGCAACAAUUAUUCCGAAUAUUGAGACUUUGAGAGUUAAAAAUUUAAUAAUUGGUGCUGGUGUUGUGGGAGUUGCUUGUGGAGCAAGAUUGUCAAUGGAGAACACUAAGAAGCAUGAAUUUAAUGAUGAUUGUAUCCACACAUUGGUGGUAGAGAGAAAUGAGCAUAUUGGGCAAGAAAUUUCUUCGAGAAACAGUGAAGUUAUUCACGCUGGGCUAUAUUACGAAAGCCAAAGUUUAAAAACUAAAUUAUGUGUUUUGGGAAAUUCUUUAAUUUAUUCAUUCUGUGAAAGAAUGCAAGUGCCACAUGCAAGAAUUGGAAAGUGGAUUGUGGCAAAUUCUCAACACUUGGAUCAAGUUCAAUAUUUGCAAAAUAUGAAGCAAAAAACGGAUCAAAUCAUUGAUCAAUAUCAUGCACAAGUUAAAAAGUUGCAGUUUCUAUCUUCAAAAGAAAUUCGAACAAAAGAACCAAUCUUAUCGUGCGAUGUUGUACUCUUUUCUGAAAGUACUGGCAUAAUUGAUACACACACGUUUAUGUCUAGAUUGUCUGACAUUAUUGUAAAUAACGGUGGACAAGUUGUCACCAAUACCAAAGUUAACAGAAUUUAUAGAAACUCAUUUGACGAAUAUUUAGUGGAAGCGAAUUGUUUGAACAGAGACGGAACCAUUGAUAGGGUGAAUAUUAUUACUGAAACGAUUGUAAACAGCGCUGGAUUAGAUUGUGAAAGAAUCACUCAACUAGCAUAUUCUGAAUUUAUGGGAGAACAUUCAAUAUUGCCUGAACAUUAUCAUUUGCAUUAUUUCAAAGGACAUUACUUUAAGAACAACAAUAGGACAUUCAAAGUUAAUCGCCUGAUUUAUCCAGUGCCUCCCGACAGCAAAGGUUUAUCUCAUGGAUUAGGAAUUCAUGCAACCCUUGAUUUGGAUGGAAACUUAAAGUUUGGUCCAGAUUCAGACUACAUUGGAAAAGCCAGAACUCUUUUUCCAGAGCAAUAUUUACCUUCCAAUGUAAUUGAGCGAGACACGCUUUCUACUUUGUUAUAUCCUCACUACAAGAUUGAAAGCACCAUUACCAGUCAAAAGCGUGAAAUAUUCUAUCAAUCUAUAUCAAAAUAUUUAAAUGGAAUAGAUAAGGAGAAUUUACAACCAGAUUAUGUUGGUAUUCGCCCAAAGCUCCAAAAACCAGGUGACAAGUUUAAGGAUUUUAUCAUUGAACCACUGGGAGCUAUUCUGCCCGAUAAGACAGAGGGAUCUCUAGCGUCUCGUUUCAUCUCAUUGUGUGGUAUUGAAUCACCAGGACUGACAUCGAGUUUGGCAAUUGCAAACUAUGUUGCAAAUGAUCUAUUGAACUAUUCUUCCAAGUGUAAUUUCAAAUAA